Molecule: messenger RNA, 885 nt
Organism: Knipowitschia caucasica
Lineage: Eukaryota; Metazoa; Chordata; Actinopteri; Gobiiformes; Gobiidae
Source: the annotation of a GenBank genome assembly
AUGAUAUUCAUAUUCAUCAGUGAACGGUCUGCGGUCGUGGUGGCAGGUCUGGGUGGACGAGGCGGAGGGCGGAGAGCAGUCUUCCAGAGAGAGGCCGGAGCUGCGGAGCUGAGGAACGGGGACGCGGAGGACAAAGGACCGCGCGGAACAGGACCUGGCGCUGGGACGGAGCUCCGGAGCUGCAGGAUGUCGGCGUGUGGGGGCUGUCUGUGCUGCGUCAAGUACCUCAUGUUUGUUUUCAACCUGGUCUUCUGGCUGGGGGGCUGUGGGCUGUUCGGGGUGGGGGUGUGGCUCUCCUUCACCCAGGCCGAGUUCUCCUCCCUCCCCCUCUCCUUCCCCUCGCUCUCGGCCGCGAACCUGCUGCUGGUGGCGGGAGGCGUUACCAUGGUGACGGGCUUUCUGGGAUGUCUGGGAGCCCUGAAGGAGCAGCGCUGUCUCCUCUUCAUGUUCUUCAUGAUCCUUCUGGUGCUGGUUCUGACCGAGGCUGUGCUCAUGCUGGUUAUGCAUCUGUACCAGGACCAGCUGGACUCCCGGGCCCAGGACCAGCUGAGGGAGGGGAUGCACAGGUACAAGAGUGACCCAUCUCUGCAGACGUCCUGGGACAACGUUCAGAAGAUGUUUAAAUGCUGUGGGGUGUCCAAUAAGACGGACUGGUGGGACGUCCUGGAGGGGGCGCUGCCGGCCUCCUGCUGCUCCGUGGGCACUGACCCCUGUGUGGACGGCUGGCCUGAGCCCUGUUAUCAGAAAGCUCGACAGUGGCUCCUGGAGAACAUCCCGUCUGUGCUGGUGUUCGGAUUGUGCAUCGGAGUGGUGCAGAUCAUGGCGCUGGUCUUCUCUCUGCUCAUGUACUGUCAGAUCCGCUGUGCCGACAAAGACCUGGACUAA